AUGGUGAAUAUGAAUUUGAGGAUAAAAAGUUAGGAAGUGUAAAAUGAUUUCGAAUACUAGGGGUGGUAUUAAUAAUAGAUAGAAGGAUGAACUUAACAUGAGAAUGUUUAUCUAUGUACUGAGAUAUCAUGAGCUGUAUAAAUUUUAGUAUGUACGUCGUUUUAUCCUUUUCAAGCAUAACAAAUAAACAAAAAGCCAAUUUUUUUAAGAUGUCAUCAGAAAAUAGGUUUACAGAAAAUUUGAAUUGCUAUAAUAGUAAUAAAGAUGA
This is a messenger RNA of Paramecium pentaurelia, 268 nucleotides long. The record is from the annotation of a GenBank genome assembly. NCBI's taxonomy places the organism in Eukaryota, Ciliophora, Oligohymenophorea, Peniculida, Parameciidae.